Molecule: messenger RNA, 1682 nt
Organism: Drosophila innubila
Lineage: Eukaryota; Metazoa; Arthropoda; Insecta; Diptera; Drosophilidae
Product: prolyl 4-hydroxylase subunit alpha-2
Exons: 10
Coding region: 1-1635 (544 amino acids)
Biological process (GO): peptidyl-proline hydroxylation to 4-hydroxy-L-proline
Cellular component (GO): endoplasmic reticulum
Molecular function (GO): protein binding; iron ion binding; procollagen-proline 4-dioxygenase activity
Source: RefSeq, a predicted model, not a curated record
AUGCUACACUCGGGGGCAACACGGAUGCUGCAUGUGGCACUUGCCGUGUUCGCAGUGCUGUUUUAUUGCGGAGCAAAUGGCGAGUUCUAUUCGUCGAUACAUGAGAUGUCCAAGGUUUUUGGCUAUGAGCAGAAAAUGUUGCAGUACAUGCAAAAAUUCAUGGCCGAUAAUCAGAGUAAAUUGGAUUUUCUGAAAGCGCGACUGGACGAGUACGAGCUUGAGCGUAACGAGGCGUUGCAAUGGGGCGUGGCAUACUUUGAGAGUCCGUUAAACAAAUAUUUGCUGAGCAAACGGCUGACGGUCGACUGGCAACGUACAACGAAUCUCAUGGCAGCCACAACGGGCGAAAGGGCACUCGCCCGGUUGCAUCAACUGCGCCACAAAAAGUACAUGCCCAACGAGAGGGAGCUGGAGGGAGCCAUCGAUGGAUUGCUGCGCUUACAAUCCAUUUAUAGACUGCAAGCGAAGCAUGUGGCAGCUGGAAUACUGGACGGUGUGUCCUAUGGCACCCAACUGAAUGCCCAACAUUGCCUGGACAUUGCUCAGCAGGCCUUCCGAGAUGAGCACUUGCAGUUAGCUCACGCCUGGCUAAUGGAGGCCAACAAUCGCCUGUCCAUUAACGAUCGGCAUAAGCUGCAGCCAAAAAUUCAGAAGCUGCUGGCUCAGGUCAAGGCCAGGUUCACUAAUUAUCGAGCUGUCAAUGGCACAGUUGAGACCCUUAAAUCGGAGAAGGAGCAAGAACACUUGUUGCUCGCUCAAUCACAAAGUAAUGUCAUAAGCAGUGAACUGGAAAUUGAAGAGCAUCCACCCGUGCCCGAGGAUUUGAGGAAGUUAAGUGAAUUCGACGCCUAUCGUUACACCUGCAGUGGCCACAUCAAGACCACUCCUGGAGAGCAGCGUCAUCUGCGUUGUGGCUAUCUCACGGAGACGCAUCCUUUCUUGCUGCUGGCACCACUUAAGGUCGAGGAACUGAGCGAUGAUCCGCUGCUCCUGCUCUACCACGAGGUCAUUUAUCAGAGUGAAAUCGAUACGAUAACUGAACUGACAAGGAAUAAGAUUAAACGUGCCACUGUUACGGGUCUGAACUCAUCGGUUGUGUCCAAUGCUCGCACUAGUCAGUUCACCUUUAUUCCCAAGACACGUCACAAGGUGCUGAGAACCAUAGAUCAGCGUGUGGCAGAUAUGACAGAUCUCAAUAUGGAAUUUGCUGAGGAUCAUCAGUUCUCCAACUAUGGCAUAGGUGGACACUAUGCUCAGCACAUGGACUGGUUUUAUCAGCAUGCCUUUGAGACCAACCAGGUGUCCUUUCCCGAAAUGGGCAAUCGCAUUGCCACCGUACUUUUUUAUCUUACUGAUGUGGCACAGGGCGGUGGCACCGCCUUUCCCAUUAUAAAGCAAUUACUAAAGCCAGAGAAAUAUGCGGCCGUUUUUUGGUAUAACCUGCAUGCCUCGGGCGUGGGCGAUGUUCGUGUCCAACAUGGCGCCUGCCCCAUCAUUGUAGGCUCCAAAUGGGUACUAAAUCGCUGGAUACGCGAGUUCGUUCAGUCAGAUCGACGUCCCUGCGAGUUGUGGGAUGAUUCUCUGAUCACGAUGAAUCAACUUUUAGAGCUAAGUAAAAAAUUGGAGGAUAAGUAAAUGAGACGAUUAUAUUAAAAUAAAGUGAAUAAAAGACAAUUCGUUUG